Messenger RNA from Haemorhous mexicanus (house finch), 1586 nucleotides. RefSeq names its product DDB1 and CUL4 associated factor 15 (gene DCAF15). The record is from RefSeq and is a predicted model, not a curated record. Gene Ontology annotation, biological process: protein ubiquitination. Gene Ontology annotation, cellular component: Cul4-RING E3 ubiquitin ligase complex. Lineage: Eukaryota; Metazoa; Chordata; Aves; Passeriformes; Fringillidae. The annotation marks the transcript as partial. The transcript has 6 exons.
CAGGGUGAUGCUGCCCCCUCCCCAGAUUUCUUGGUGACACCCGCCCCAAUUUCAGGGUGACACCGACCCCUCCCCACCGGGGUCCCUGUCCCUCCCCCAAGCACUUUUUCCCCCCCUCCCCCGUGUCCCCCCGACCAAAGCGGAUCCCCCCCAAGUGCCUGUAGGGGAGGGGCUGUUCCGGGCGCUCUCAGCAAUUAUAAGAAUUCAUUAUAAUUAUAAUUAAGAUAAAGUUUUUAAGACGAAAAACGCGGAUUUUGGUCACUGCCGAUGCGCGCCCCAGUUGUCAAUCACGGUUAGGGCCACGCCCACCUUGUGGUUCCGCCCCCGCGCCUCGUCGUCUCCAUGGUAACCCCGCCAGAAAAGACGAGCGCAGGCAGCAGCCAAUCAUGUUGCGGCUGCCGGAUUCUUAUUGGUCGUUUCUCCGCUCAAAGGCGGGGCGCUCUGAGAAUUGACGGAUAAUCCAACCAAUAAACUGGGCGGGCGGUGCAUCAGCGGCCAAUAGGAGUGUAGUGUGGGCGGAGCUACGGCGGCGCGCGGUGCGCCGGAAGCGGCCGGUCCGGGAAAAUGGCGCCGAGCUCGAAAGCGGAGCGGGGCGGCCCCGGGGGGAAACGGGGGGCGGCGGGGGGAGCCGGGCCCGGGGCUGCACCCCGAGGCCGCCGAGAGCACCUCGUGAGGCAGCUGGACCGCGUCCGGCUCAGCGGGCAGCUCUCCCCCCGGCUGUUCCGGAAGCUUCCGCCGCGCGUCUGCGUCACCCUCAAGAGCAUCGUGGACGAGGAGUUCCUGUGGGCAGGGCACAUCUUCCUGGGUUUCUCCAAGUGCGGUCGCUACGUGCUGUCCUACACCAGCAGCUCCGGGGACGACGACUUCUCCUUCCUGUACCACCUCUACUGGUGGGAGUUCAACGUGCACAGCAAGCUGCGCCUGGUGCGCCGGGUGCGGCUGUUCCAGGGCGCGGAGAUCUACAGCGACCUGUACCUGACGGUGUGCGAGUGGCCCGGGGACAGCGACAAGGUCAUCGUCUUCGGCUUCAACACGCGCUCGGCGCCGGGGCUGCAGGUGAGCCUGAUGCUGAUGAGCGACGAGAACCAUCGCGACAUCUACGUCAGCGCCGUGGCCGUGCCCCCGCCGCGGCACUGCCCCGCCUGCCGCCGCGCCGCCGAGACCCCCGGUGAGACCCCCCCCGCCUGCCUGCGCCACGGCUUCCUGCUGCACACCAAGUUCCAGGUGGUGUACCCCUUCCCCACCUUCCAGCCCGCCUUCCAGCUGCGCAAGGACCACGUCGUGCUGCUCAACACCAGCUUCUCCCUCGUGGCCUGCGCCAUCGCCGUGCACCCCGCGGGUACCCGGCCCCCCGGGACCCCCCGGGACCCCCCUCAACCCUCCUGGCUCCCCCGGGACCCCCUGGAAUCCCCCGGGACCCCCCUCAACCCUCCUGGCUCCCCCGGGACCCCUUGGAAUCCCCUGAACUCCCCAGGAUCUCCUGGAAUCCUCUGGGACUCCCCGGGACCCCCCAGGACCACCUGGGACCCCCCUGAACCCUCCUGGCUCCCCCGGGACCCCCUGGAAUCCCCCAGGACCCCCCUGGG